UUGGUUGGCGAAGGAAGUCAAAAUGGAUCAAAGGCCAUGUGUGAGGAAGCCGGACUACCUCAUAGAAAACAGCUGCCCCUUGCUGUCUCUGCCUCUCACCCUGACCUGACAGCAGCCAGAAAUAUGAGGCCUCUCCAGACCUCUGUCCUGGGAAAGAGGGACAGGACAGCACACAUACACUCUGAAAAGCUUUUGUUUCUGCUCUCUCUCACUCUCACUCGCUCUCUCAGACAUACAAAGAAGAAAGAAAGCCGUUUGUCUAUGCUCAUUCACUCAUUCAGCCACAAAUAGAAAUCUUCGUUUCAUAUAUACACUCCCUCUUCCACCCUCACAAAACCAUUAAAUUAUCACAUGCUUGAUUUCUCUUUAUUGUCUGUUUGUUAAACUGUUUCAUUAGCUGUUUUAGUCAAUUUGGCACAAUUUGUCUGUCAAUCUUCCUCUUCCUGCAACUGCCUUUCUUUGCAAUUCUCUCCUGCCAGCAACAUUGUGCCUGCUCUUUCUGUGAGCCGGGCCUUCCUCGACACUGUCUGAGAGUGCUUUUCUUCCCCUAUGCUCUUGUCUCCACCUUUCAUCACCGCAUUUCUGGGAUUUCUCUCUCUCCGCGCUGCUUUUCUGCUGUGUUCAAACUCUGACUGAGUUGAGAAAGGCAUUCAGCUCCCUAAUCCGGGCUCCCUCUAUCAGGAAUGCUAAUACGUGUGAUUGUGUGACCCGCUGAAGCCCGGCAACAUCUGCAGGAGCCAAUGGCGAGCCCCUGCCCUCCCACACCCACUGUGCCCCCUGCCUUUGAGCGUUCACUCACUGCCAUUAUUUCAUUGUUUCACUUCACGCCUGUGACUGGGCAGUGCGGUUAACCCUCUGCUGUUCAGACCAGGCUACAUGCAGUCCUCACACAGGGCCAGAGGGGAACUGUGGGGGGUGUAUGGGUUUGGGAAAGCCCUUUCCCAGGACAAGUCCCCCUGUCAGCCCAUCUGGUCUUCUACAUACAGCCCUACCCCUCGCACUGUUUACUUACGCAUUCCACUACUAGUCAGUGCACAUUUGUGUGUUCAUAUGGUUUGUUUAAAAGUAUGGUCACUUGUGAGUUGAGCCACAAUGGCAGGAAUUACCAUUUGCGUCUCACUACACAUUCUCCACGGGUCGAUUUUGCUCUCUCGGAGACAUCAGGAAAUGGAAACUUACUCUUGAUAGGGUGAGAUCUGAAAGGAUUGUGGUGUUAGCCAAUAAAAACCUGUUAUUAAAUUUUCAGGCACCUCUUUGCCAGGUAUCAGAGUUGAAAGAAAUUAUUGUUGAGAUAGUGUCUGUUUUCAGAAAGAUGAAUUACUGGUAAAGCUCAACUGACAAAGUGAAUCUGUGUCAUGCAGGAAUGUUGCUGAUUGAAUUACCCUUUUCUUCAGCCCCGGCUGUACUCCUGCAUAUGUAUUCAAGCUACACCGUACAAUAGACAGGCAGAGCAGUAGAUUGGAUUUCUGUGUGCUUCAUUCACAUUCAAACAUUUACCUGUUAAAGCUUUCAGAUCGUCAGACCUGUCAGAAUUCGGUCGAUGUGACUUGUUUGUGCUAGAUUCUAGUCAAAAAAUGCAUGUGUACAUCACACACACUGUAGUGUUAAGGCCGUAAUGCUAAAAAAAAGCCAAAAGAAAUAUUUUAUACUUGAAUUAAACUUUAGCCAUUAAGCUGCUUGUUAGCUUUAGUGCACACUUACUGAUUUUAGGUGCUGCUCAAGUUUCUCAGUGUCAGUUUAUUGAUGAGUAUGACUACAGUGGACUUUUAGUUGUGGCUGUUUUUAUUUUGGGUUAAAAAAAAAAAGCCGCAGCAGUAGUAGUAAAUAAAUAUUGCAUUUGCAGAAGUCUAUACCAAAUGAGAGGUUUUAAUUGUCUGUCAGUGGGUUCAGUGUGAUUGUUGUCUGAAACUGAAAAGCAGCUACAAAUUUUUUCCAAUUGAAUAGAGAAAAUCAACUUAACAAGUAAAAGAAGUACAGAAAUAGUGUAAGCUUUGUACUGAGCUGAUCCAGAAGAGACCGAAAAAACACUUGAAAACACACAUACGUUGACACAUGUUCAUGCUGCAUCAAUGUUUUUGUCCUUUGUUAUCAAAAGCAUGAUUAAUCAUUACAUUUUUGCAAAACAGGGGUACUGUUACCAUGGGGACAUGAAAUUGUCCAUGCUGCUUUGCAUAUCAACUGAAAAGUUUGCGAUUGUUGUACAACUCUGGGUGGCGUCUAAAGCUGCUGAAGGCCUGCAUAGUUUUAAAAGAGAGUCCACUCUUUUGGCAUUCUUUCACGCCUCCUGUGAGCUCUGUACUUUAGCUCAAUGUGGUGCUUGUAGUGCACUUAAACACAUUAUUGAGCAAUUCAGCAGGAAUGGAGGUUUUGAUGUUUUCCUGCAUUUCCUUUGGCAUUGAAUGUCAGUGCAGAUUUUCAGCCAACACUUUCAUAAAUAGGGGGGGAAAUGUAUCCACAUGAGUGUGUAAACCAACCGAAGUGCAAAUGAGAGGACUCACUUUUUGUUUUCUAUCAAAUACCUGACAUAAUUAUGAUGAUCAAAUCAGAGCUCCAGAAUGUUAAACUUUGGUUCAAAUUAAGUUUGCAGUCUUGCUCUUCACUGUUUCAGUUCCUGCAAAAAUAUUUAAAAUGAUUAUAAGCCUCAAGGAAACACAUGUGAGCCCGCUAUUCCAGUUGUGAUGGCUCACUGAAACCAAAGAUGGAAGUGUGUCAUCCAUUUAUAAUAUCAGAACUUCAGAUCAACUGGGCCUUCCUUCCCUCCUUUAUCAGAACCAACACCCUUCUUUUGAAUGAUCAUCCACUUUGUUUUGUACGUACAUGUUUUAUUUUUAAUUGUUUUUGUAACCUGUUCAUUUAUAUCUAUAUUGCAUUCUACCCAUCGAAUAUAUAAAUGUUUGACUGAACUAAUUGUAGGAUUGCAGCUCCCUUAUUCCUUUGUUUACGGGCAUGUUUCAGGAUUUCAAGACGGUUUAAAAGGAAUGGGCUCCACAGAGCCAAAUUGGAUCUGGGUAUGUAAAUACUGCUCUGAUGUUUAAUGAGAAACAAAGUUAGCUAAUUAUAGCAGCUCGGAGAAACAUGAGGAGGACAGUGGGAAAUGUUUCCAUCACUCCCUAGCUCUAUAGAUUACUGCCUAAUUGCCUCAAUCGAAUCAGGCGGAGACAUUAGCCAGAGAGGCAGAGAGUGAGAGAGAAAAACAUGGGGAUGGGGCUGAUUACACAUAUCCGUCGGUGGCUCUUUAGAUAAUCCAGCAGAGGACCAGCAAACUGGGCUCUCUGACUUGGUAUGAGCCCGUCUGUCUUCUUUAGUCUGCAUGUCUCCCAUGUUCUGCUCCCCUCCCCCCGCUGCAGUUGUGAAGGUGAGGAUAGCAGGGUACUGUGUUCUUUUCUUCCAUGAAAGCCAGCUGCAGAGGUGAUUCAUGCUCCCAUGCGGAAGUUUUUCAACUAUAAUUACAAGUAAUUCUGACACAUGUUUAUGCCUGAUUUUACCAGACAGCUUCUCCGCUAAUGACAAAGUAGUACAGAACAUCCGCCCAAACAUUUGUUACAACAAUAUUUUUCUGCCUUAUUAUUAUUGUAUGUUGUCAUUUUAAAAACACGAAAAACAUGUGGCGCCCCAUUGGCCAACCUGUUGACAAACCUGGAGAAUGGUUUCGCGCUCAUUUUUUAUUUUUAUUUUUAACAAUAACUCUGCUUUGUCAAAUAUCAGGAGUGUGAGAGUGUGAAACUUGAGCCAGAUAGAAAAUGAAGCCAGAGAGUUUUUAAGAAAGUCUUAUUGUGGGAAGCCCAGUUUGCCUACUUGUGUUUAUUUUAUGUCUCACUGAAAAUGAUAAGGAGGGAGGAAAAUGGCCCGUUCGCUCUGUUUACGUUAAUUCCGGUAAUUCCAGUUAAUUGUGGCGCAGCAAUAAAACUGAAAAUGAACUGUGUCCCACUUAUGUUUUGUAGGCAGGGUGAGCAGAAUAAGGCGCUCCACUGGAUCUGUUUCAUCAGAGCACAGUAAUAUUGAGGUCAGCUGUCCAAAAUGAUCUCAUGUUAAGGAAUCGGCAAGUCAGCAGGGUCAGAGCAGAACCGCCAUGACGACACUUUCUCCACGGUGAUAACGCUGCCCUCCUUUCCCUCCCCUUCACUUCCUCUGCAUGGGAACAGCAGAGAGGAGUCUGAACUGUAUCUGUGCCCUUUAGCUCUGAGCCAGAAUGGUACUACCAUUGCCUUCUUACUAAACAUGCAUCAAAAAUCAAGUGAGGAGAGUUAUGAUUAACUGGAUGUUUACACUUCUGAUUAUUCAUCGCUUCAGCAUGACAAAUCUUCCCAUCCUUAAAGUCCUCAGCAAAUAUCCCAGUACCCAAAAAUAAAGAACAGAAAAUAGUUGUUUCCGGAUGUCUUAGGAGUGUAAAUGGGUGCCUGUAAAAUUCUUCCCUCAGUUUUCCCAGACAGGAUGCUUAGCAUAGAAAAAGCAUGUAGGAAUUCUGUGUGGGGAACCCAGUCUCCAGCAGAUUCCUUUUUAAAGUUCCUUUGGGAAAAGAGGCACUGUAAACAGAUAACGGCACUCAUGCAGAAAGGGUCGGAAGUGGGAGGUCUUACUUUUUCAGGCCUUUGAUAUGAUCACUCUGGGUGCCGCUUUUUGGAAGGUCGUGUGAGAGUAGGUGAACUGGGCAUUUCGCUUUAGCUUUGCUACUCAUUUACAAUCCACUCCUCAGCACAUUAAGCCCAAUGUUGUCAAAGCAUAUUAAGCUGAGUUCUAAGUGAGUUUGAUUGGUUCUCAGGUGAGGUUAUAGCUCCUAUCGUUAUCCUGUCCUACAAUUGGUCAAAUAUGACCUAGCUCUUUAAAUUUCUCACUCACAGGCUAUUUUGGCACCCUUACUCUCUGUCUCCCCCUCUGUCACGCACACAUGUUCCCAUAAUUUAUGGCUGCCGGGUCCUUGAUCAAUUGAUAGCAGGGAAUCCUUUGGUAAAUAGAGUUUUAGACACAUUGCCAAUAGACCUGGGCUAUUGAUUGGAGUGUAAAUUAAAAACUUAAUCAGGUCUCCGAGAUAAGAUUUAUCUCCGCUCCAAGCAAAUUACAGGGCUGACUUGGAGACAUAAAGGCAGGCCGGUGGGCAGAUGAGCAUUGCCCCUUCAUGGGUGCCACGUCUGGCCACAAUUCUCUGUCGUCUUUCACUGCUCGUGCCACCCACCUCCACUUCUAGGCUCGCUCUUGUCUUGUAGAAUAGAACAUGUGCACUUUUAUGUUGACAUAAUGGAUAAGUGCUAUUCUUGAAGUCUUUAAUUAGAACUAAGACUGGCUUGGGCUAACAGACUCUAAAGCGUACGGUGGACAUAUUUAUCCAGCAUGUCCUACUGUGCCAUUAUGCACUUGGGAAGUAGUUUUAUUUCUUUAUCAUUUUGUUCUGUUUAGCAGUUUAUCUUGUUCGCUCUUCUCAAUACCGCCUCCCUUCCUCUCAUGCUCUGUGUUUAAUCACUCACUUUCAUUGCUGCCUGUGAUGAAAUAUGUAAAUCAUUACACCCAGCUUUUAUUUCUUCAAUAAUAUUCUCAUCUUGUUGAGGUCAUUUUACGCUACAAUAAAUUCAUGCACAUUCAUACGCACACGUGGUGUUGUCUAUAUUUUAUAUGUAUUAAGACAAUCCUUGGGAUUGCACAUUGAUCAGUCUAUGGAUUUCUGCGAUAAUUGCUGAGGGAAAUUUUCUCAGUCUCUACUCUUGUUCAUUAUUAACAAUGGGAAAUGGGUAUACAGUCAAAAUGUCUCUGAGUAUAAUUUCAUCUUAAAAUAGCGAGUACUUCUAAUUCAUGCUGGCUAAUACAGAGCAAAGUGCAUACAUGCAAGGUUUUCCUCAGGUUUCACAGAUAAGACCUGCUCACUGAGGAUCCUGGGAUUGGUACCUCACAGGUAUCUUUCUAGAUCUUUUGGUCCGUAAUUAAAACAUAUACUUUUUUCCCCUUGUGAUUAAGGCAGGUAUUAGCCUCCUCUCAGGGAUUAUAGCACUUCCCAUUAUCUCUGGUUAUAGUCUUCAUAUAUAGAACCCACAGAAAUGACAUUGACCCAGAGAGAGGCAGACAGUGGAAGAGAAAGAUGGAGAGUAGAUAGUUGAGGAGGUCAUAAGUCCAUUAGUAGAUAACCGUAAAUAUACAUAAAUAUAAUAAAAUGUGCAAUACCCCUAAGGAGUAUUAUGCAGUGGUAAUAUGGACAUCAUUUUGGGUUUGCAAAGUGCUGGAUAAGUGUUAGAGGUCUCCAAAAGUGCCAUGUAACUAAACCCAUCCAGUAGGUGCAUAAUGGUGGUCACCCUUCCUCUUUGUCUAGUUGUGGGGGAGGCUGAGACCAUCAGUAAUAGGCUUUUUGCCUGAUAAGCCCGGAAAAUACUCGUUUAGUUAGUGAAAGUGCAGAGGGAUCCUGGCCUGAUAAACCCACUGUUUCCUUCUGUAAUACCCAACAGCUAAAAUCAAUGUUGGGAUAAUUCUCCUCCUAGUCGUCCAGUCUCCUUUAUCUGCAGCCUUCUUCAACCCAUGUACAUGGGGGUGGUGGUUAGCUGGAGUAAACCUCUGUGUAUAUAAUAGGUUAUGUAGUUAUACUUAAAUAUGACUUUGCUUUGUGAAUAUAUAUGUUUUUAAAAAGUCUCUUAACUGCCACAUUCAGGAGUAGUAAUGGAAGUAGUACUCCAAAGUCUUUGCCCACUCAUGCUAAAUGCUUUUAGUUAAAUGCUUUUAGCAAUUAACUACAGUUUUCAAGGCAUGACACUGGAGCAUUGGGUACCUUAUUUCUUAAUUUUAUUUGUGUAAGGCUUCUCAUGAUAAGGGUACAACUUUCAGCAAUCACCUCAGGUGUUGUCUAAGCUUGAGUGCUUGUAUAAAUCUGGAGUGAGGAAGUGGCUGUCAGCACUAAAUUCACCCCUGAGAAGAGCAUUGUGCUCUGUCAACAGAGGCUCUAUGUUCUGUCACAGGUGCUUGAUUAGACUUAAAAAUACAGCGCAGGUAGAGCAUCAAACAAAGCCACAGGAUUGAAAGGGUUCUGAAAAGUGGCAAGAGUUCUUAUGAUGCACAGUUCCUGGAAUUUUCUUCUUCGAGACUGCCUCUCGUCUCCGUGCCGCUUGCUCGGAGGUGAAGUCGUGCCACAACAUUUGAUCAGCGUACAGAAUUCCUAACGUGUCAUUCCAGCGGCUCACUUUUUUCAGCAUUAUCAUUUUGCUGGCAGACUUUCCCAGAGUUAGUUUCUCAGUAAUCUCACUGGCCAUCACAGCACUGCUGUAAAAUACUGCCUCAGGUGUUAGCAGCAAGGGUGGUUAGCCUGGGACACUGUUACCUAAAGUGCAGUGUAUUAAAAAGCAGUCAGGGCCCUGGAUCACAGUAUAUCACAAGGGAGAAGCAGUGAUAAGGCCUGCCUGCCUGGCUGCAGAUCAAUGAAGGUUACUGACAUCAUAUCACAAAGUGAAAGCAACUGCUGCACCCCUAGCUAUUUAUCUGCGGCGGAUCGGACAUAGGGGGGUGGAGGGGAGACAGAGAGGAUGACAUGAGACUGCUCUGCCCCAAUGUUCGGGGGGGACAAGUGCUGACUCCUCCUUUUCUACCCUGUCACUAAAUCCUUUCCUGGUUCACCGUGGCACAUAUGACAUUUAGCCCAAAUGGUUAGGAGGGCAAAGAGAGACGGUGAGUAUGGUUGUAGUUAGACUGAGAAUUAGUUUGUCUGAUAAACACAAGCUCAGGCAAAAGUUAGUUGUCGUCUGUGCUGAAACAUGAGAGAAAGUCAUAGCGUCUUUUGGGUGUGUUGUUCACUUACAUUUUGUCUUAUUUCUGUAUUUUGGUUCAUAAAAGUACUUCGGAUGUCCUUGAUUACCAGUUAAAAUAAUUUUAUAUUUAAGAGUUUCCAAAUUGUAGAACUCGGAUAAUCUGGUAGUCUGCGACCUUCUGAGGCACCAAAGGUUCAUGAACUUAAGUUCUUGUGUCACAGCUUAUGAAGAUUUAGACGGUAUAUAAUUAUUUGUAACCCCCCUUUCUUUUUCUCUUUAUCCUUACACACAUUUAUUCGUCCAUCGUAAUGUGUGUCAUAAAGCCCCUAUAAAGCCCCCUAUUCUCCUUAAUUAGUGUAAGUGUGGUAAUAGUGCGCUGUUUGUAUGCAUAGAUGCACUUUGUGUGCCCAUGUGUAGGAGAUCAUGCUUACAGGUACUGUAUGAGUUCCAUUUAUCAGCUGCCUGGGGCACAAUGUGGAGGAUUUCCCCCAAUGGGUUAGUGUGUAACUACUCUGUCAAUACAUGCUUGUCAAGGCUGGGAGAGUGCGGAGGAAAAAAGGCCCCUCACUCCAACGCACUGAAGCCACUUAUUGAGCAGCCAAUAGCUAUUUACCUCUUGAUGGUGGCAGGCAGAGAGAGGGGGUCCAGCCAGCAAGAGGAGCUCUGCGAGCGAGGAAGCAAAACCAGUGGCUCAGACAGAAGACAGGGAGGUCUGUGUUUAUAUGGAGCAGGUUGUCCUCUCCUGGCUCCUGGUCUUUGCAGGUCCUGGCUGUGUGUACAGCUUGCUGCUGUAAAGCCCUGCUUCCUCUCUGGAAUCUUGGUGUUGACAGAGAGCAUCUGGGCCCUGGGAGAGCUUCCAGCCUGCCGGGCCGUAUGUGUGUGUGUGUGUGUGUGUGUGUGUGUGUGUGUGUGUGUGUGUGUGUGUGUGUGUGUGUAGACGGUGAAAGAAAGAGGUAUGUAGAGAGGGUAUGUAUAUAUACUCUAUCUUUCCCUGCAUAUUCUAAUUGGCUCUGCCCAUUGAACUCCCCAUGGGAUUAUGUCUUCCCUGGUCUCUUCACCACAAGCACCUAAAGGUGGUAAGUUUUAUGAAUGGGUGUUUUGAUGAGUGUAUCUUUUAUUCAUGCAUUCUUUGAUUAGACAAAGAAAAGAAUGUUGUAAAAUACAUGUGUUCAUCUUUCCUCUUCUCAUUUUGUUUUCUUAGACCUUCUUGCUCUGGUUAAAAUAACCUUUUUUUGUGGGCUAUGUGGUACGAGGUGCUCGAUUUGUGAGUCGCCUGUUAGGACACGUCCCAUGUACCUGAGUCACAGGCGGAAAAGUUAACCCUCACAGUACUAUUUCGGAAGAGUUAGCCAAAUCAUGCACAGCUGAGGCUUAGCUGGGAGACGAAGGAAAAGGAAGGAAUGAAGUCAGCCUUUACUGGGAUACACACUGAUUAAGUACCCUUGUUUAUAUCACAGAAGGUCCCCCGUCACACCCAAAUCUGUACAUGUAUAUCAAACUGAAAUGAGAUGUCAGUUUUGCACAAAGUAAGCCAUACAAGAGCAAACCAGUGAGAUGACCCGCUGUUGAAGAACAGCUGUACAAACAAAGAGAGGGGGAAAAAAAGAACAAGAAAAACACAUCAUAUCAUCAUUUAACAACAGUUGCUCUGUAAUCUGGUAUUACUUCCACAAGCAAAGGAGGGGCCUGUGUCAGACCAAAAUGAACUUGGAUACUUUUGUGGCAGGAGGAAGCCAAGUGCUUUUGAGAAGCUAGCCCGAGAUGUGAAGGUUUACGGACUCAUGUAAAUCCAGAGGGCUUGUACUUAAUCGCGUUUGAUGUGCAUGUGAAUAUGACUGCUUCAGCAUUCCAGCCUUGACCAUACCAAGUUCAGAAGACCAGGGCAAAGCUGAACAGAGAGGGGAGGCAUUGAGGGACGAAGGGUGGUAGGGCUGGUAUCUUGUACUAAUUGGCUGCUGUGCUUGUCUAUACAGCCUGGGGCAAAAGGAGUACCCUGCCCUUAAUCCCCGGAGUGUUUUCAAACCAUCUUUGCCCAAACUUGUUCCCUUUUCCGGCCCACAUGGGUCCCCAUAAUUUUGUAUAUUUCCGUGUGCGUACUUAUUCAUGCACGUGCUACACAAUAUAAGCUGGCGCAAUAUUAAGGGGGAAUUCCAGUGAAAGAGAGAAGUUGAACAGAGAAGGGUCUGUCUUAUUGGUCUGUGGUGGGUGGCAUCCUUGCAUUCUUCUUUGUGUGUGAUUUCUGCCCACAGUGGCCCUGUGUAUUUCUCUGGUCCGUUCAGUGUUGUGUUACUCACUGAUGGCACAUAAUACUCUUACAACGAGCAUGAGAACAUCCAUCUGUCUUAUGUUCACUGAACAUCUUGUGGGGGUUUGAGCGGACCUGGAACUGUUGUCACACCAGACUUUCGAAACAACUAAGUUAGAAAGAUUUGGCUGAGGCACGCUAGGGCUUUGCAGCCAGGCAGUCAUCCAGAGUGACAGAGCACAAAGAUGGAAAGGGAUAGACAAGGGGUAAUAGAAGCAACAGGGGAUUAACAAAUGAGAAGUCAUGACUUGGCAUCUGUGAGUGCAGUUCACACACACAUGCACGCAUGCAUACAUGCACACACACAUGCACGCACACAGACCCACACACACACACUCUUUGGUAUAUAGAGGAGAAUAAGCUGGUACACUGUAAUGUCUUGCCAAAGUAUUGGAGUAAAGUGCAGGCUGUGUGCAUGCCUCUUCCUGUUUUGUCCUGGUGUGUGUGUAUGCUGUGGAGUGGUUCAGGUGUGGUUAAUGUUGGCACCAGAUCUUCACGCCGGCGGCAAUAAACAACAGAGCAGGCAGGAGGCCAGAUGCAACUCCACAAACUUUUAACCUCUCCCUCAGCUAAUCCCUUGCCACACUAGUAACUCUUUCUUUUUUUAACUCAUUCUUUCACCUCUUACUCUCUCUCUGUUCUUUAUUUCUCCUCCCACUGCCUUUUCUUCUCUCCCUCUCUCCCUCUCUCUCUCUCUCUCUCUCUCUCUCUCUCUCUCUCUCUCUCACUCACUCCCCUUUAGUCCCACUCUCCUUUUAAGUGAAGUCAGCAUGCUGACCUCUAAAUAAAGGCUGGAACACUACAGCUGUUGCCAACUUCAAACAGCCAAUGGCUCAAAGUGGGGCCUGUGCGGGUGUUAGGGGUAGAAAUAAUGUGCCUAUUAAAACUAACUUAGAGCCCUCUUUAUUCUUACGGCUCCCUGUGUGUAAGUUAGCCACAGCAAACUAGACUUGAUGCUUACUUAAGCUCAGCUGAGACAAAACCCACCCUAUCCCAGCCUAUUUGCACUCCCCCGUACCUGUAUGGGAUCAAUUCUUUGAUAUGAUGUUUUCGUGUUGGAGAGUGGUAACAAAGGAUCACCCACACUUCCUCGCUUUAGGUGCCAGUUACAUCAUUUGACUGGAAAUCACCUAAUCUGGCCUCAUGCAAAUCUGUUGAGGCCCCCAAAUGGUACGCUUGUGUUUAGCUCUUUGUUCAACACUGUGCUUUUAUAUUUCUUUUUCCUGGCACUUAUAAUUAGUAAACUCAAAAAGAGUCGGGAACAGAGAGGUUCACCGGGCCACAGUAGAGUUUGUGAACAGACAAAUAUGUACUGGUCAUAGUUGUUAAUUGGAUAAAUAUUAAUGGAAAAAGUUAAGGUUUGUAUUCAUGGAACAAGUAAGGCUGACAAAAUCCAGGUCUGGUUCACAAUGAAUCAUCCACCUCAGGCUCAUAUUAAUAGAACUUGUAAAAAUGGAAGCUGUCGUUUAUCCAAACACUCCCAGAAUGUCUUUAUGAAAUAAAGACUGAGCCAGAACUAAAAUGGAAAGCAUCAGGAUUAGUCACCCAUCUCCCAUGUUUCUUGUUUCUUGCUACAGAGUAAAGGGUUUUGUGAUUUGUAUAAAUGUACCUAUACAGAUGGUUUUCAUACCUUAACAUAAUCCCCUAAGAUAUCCUACAGUAAGUAACUUUUAAAUUUAGUUCAUUCUUCAGAGUGCCAAGGUACCCUGUGGGGAUGACUAACCUUUUACUGGGUUAAUGUGGUUUCAAUAGAUGCUUCCUAAAUCCCAGUAAAGCUUGUUACUUACUUGGGGAAGAGACAGCAUAAAAAAAAUAAGCAAAUGAAUAUCAAAGGGCAGUUCAGUAAAGUUGCAUAAGGCAUAUUUAUACUUCUAAUUUGCUUAAAACACAGCUUGAAGUGUAAGUCAAUAAUAAAAUGACUAUGUAGUACCUUCAAAAGUAAACAUUAACCCAUGUUCAAAACACCAAAAAAGUGGCAUGCUUGUUUUAAUUACGCAGCAGUGUUCCUGUGCAGUAAACCACACUCACUCUGCUUUAACAUAAACAAUAUUUAAAACUAGUUGUUGUGAUAAUUGUAUGUGACCAAUGUUGCAUAUUAGUUGCUCCUCACCUUUUCUUUAAUGCUGGUGUGUGUGUGUGUGUGUGUGUGUGUGUGUGUGUGUGUGUGUGUGUGUGUGUGUGUGUUUAUAAGGUUUUUUUUCUUUUUUCUUUGGCAGGUCGUCCUUUUGGUGUGCAUCUCAGUGUUUGUCCUUUUGAGAAAAAUAAUUAUAAGUUGUAAGGGUUGUUAUUACUAAACUGGUUGUCCAGUCUUGCCCCUAACUGCAUGGCGGCAAUAGGUUAAUUACAUGUCUGAAGUUGAUGAUGUCACUAUGUUGGGAACUUUUCCUAGGCUUUUAGACACAGACUUACUUAUACCGAACUGAACUCGCUUUAGUUUCUAAUAAUUGCAAGUUUCUCCUUUUUCAAAACAAACAAACAAACAAACAAACAAACAAACAAACAAAAACAAAAAAAAACUUCUUGCACAUAUAGACCACCCCAAUCUAAUGAUGUGUUAUGUAUGGCUCAUAGUGAAUGCUUAGUGCUAGGCAUGUAGUUAUCUCAGUUUCCAGUUGCAUUGUUUUUUUUAAAUAUUCCCUUGAACGGUACAGGUAAUAUAAGACAGUGUUUCCUGUGGCGUAUAAUAAAAACGUAUGUGUUAAUCUUGUUAGGAAGACAGAUGAGUAGUAUUUGUAAAGCAGAGGAAGUGCAUGUAUAAUACCUUCCAGCCUGAAGCAGGUGAAGUAUAGCAGUAAGUAUAGGAAUGGGCAUAGCAUUCCUGCUGAAACACCUGAAAGGGUAAGCAGAUGGUUGCUGCAAGCUAAGAGAAUAUUGAGUGCAAAUCUCUGUCGACAAGUUGUGCCCCCUGCUCUGCUCCAACUGGGGAAUGUGUUACUUAAUGGGCCACAAAACAGCCGGGAGACCGCAGCUCUCUUAUCGCUGAUAUUAGAUGACCCUAAAAAAUCCGAGAUAAAGAAAAAGAUCCUGGAAAAAAAAAAGUAGAAUUGAAAGCUUUUCUCUUUUUCUGUGGACAGAAGGAAAGAAUGGUAGGUAAUGUUAUCUUGUUCACAGUUACAAGAAUCCUGCUUGCUGAGGCUCUGGGUUUCAAGUUUCUAAUAUGUAUAUAAAGUUUCACUGCACAAUGGAUCUUUUGUCUAGAGCAAACUGAACACUCCCCCUCUUUCUUUUCCUCCCUUCUCUUGUAAAAAAAAAAUGCAUUCAUGUGCUUGUGGGGCUGCGAGGACUCAGGUUUCUGCUAUCUUUGUGUGCCAUGUCGUCACUCGCCCCCGCGAGCUGAAAUGUGCAUCUUGCACAGACAGGCGCACUGCCAGGGCUGCUUCCAGCCAUGGAUUAGGGAGAAUCCAGGAAACAACGAAGUCCUGACAAAACAGCAGCAUGACAGGCCUGGAUGCGAUGAAUGCCUCAUGUAGGCAUCAGCAUGGACAGCUGUGAGUCUCCCGUGGUUUCUGGGACAGACGAUGGGCUCGGCUCCUCCCAGCAGCAGCAACCACCUCAGCCCUGGAACGAUCACAAUAGCUCACAGGUCACCUGCACCAACCAGGCACCUUCCCUGGACCCGCUGUCUCUCUCUGGUCCCUACCCCUCUCAGUCCCAAAACUCUAUUGCACCUCAUGACAGGGUAAGAGAACUACAGUCUCAGCAGCAGCAGCAGCCAAAGCAGACAUCACCCCGGACCCACCGUGAUAGCUCUGCCACAGGCCAGCUGCAUCCCAGAGGAGAGGGUCUUGACGAAGAAGACCAAGAGGGAGUGAGCUGUGGAGAAGAGGAAGAAUCUGAGGACUUAGAUGAAAUGGAGAUUGACAACUGUUUCCCUAGUCUUCAACCUUUUCCUGGGAUGCCAAUAGCUUCAGGGGGAGGAGGUAUGCCCACUCUUUUGCGACAUCAGCCCACACAACAGCAGGGACCACCUGAGAGUGGGAGUGAGGAAGGGGAGGAGGAAGAGGAAGAGGAGAGUAGUGAUGUGGAGAACCUGGCUGGAGAGAUAGUCUACCAACCAGAUGGCUCAGCCUACAUUGUGGAGAGCCUCAGUCAGUUGAUCCAAAGUAGUGGAGGCAUGGUACCCGGCCUGCUUCCUACAAACUCUCUCUCGAGUGGGGGAAAACCAGGGGAACCUGCUGGGACUUCGUCCUCAGUUUACCCACAGAUCAUCAACACGUUCCACAUAGCCUCGUCCUUUGGAAAGUGGUUUGGUAAUUCAGACCAAGGUUUCCCCAAUACCUCAACAAUGGCAGGCCUUAGCCCUGUCCUGCACAGUUUCCGUGUCUUCGAUGUGCGGCACAAAAGCAACAAGGAUUACCUGAACAGCGAUGGGUCUGCCAAGAAGUCCUGUGUAUCCAAAGAUGUUCCCAACAAUGUGGAUUUCUCCAAAUUUGAUGGGCUAGCCCUAUAUGGCAAGGGUAAGCCCAUUCUCAUGUGUUUUCUCUGCAAGCUGUCCUUCGGCUAUGCCCGUUCCUUUGCCACUCAUGCUGUCCACGAUCACCGCAUGACACUGUGUGAAGAUGAGCGGCGGCUGUUAGGAGAUAAGCAUGCAUCUGCCAUUAUCCAGGGCAUUGGGAAGGACAAAGAGCCCCUCAUAAGUUUCCUGGAACCAAAAAAUAAGAGCACUCCUCUGCCAUCUACGCUGCUCCCUCUUAACUCUGGACAGAGCUUCUAUGGCACAUUUAGUGGUGUCCAUCUAGAGCCUGGAAGCAGCAGUGGGGGCAGUGAGACCCUCCUGAACAAAGACUCUGACUCUGGCCUCCAGCAACAGCAGCAGCAACAAACCCCAUUAGGCUCAGUGCUUUCUCUUGGAGGGCUGAGCAUUCCCAAAGCGCCCACUCUUACCUCAUCCCCAGGCUCUGCCAAAGACUCCAGUGCCCUGCCCAAACAGGGAGGGAGAACAGAGGAGCCUGCUGGGAAAGAGUUGGCUUGCAAGGGAGAAGAUGGGAACACUAAGGGACAUGAAAGCAAGGCACACUUAUCCAGCCAGACCGGGGGCUCUGAGGAGGACGAGGAACUGUUAUUAGGGGCAGAGGAAGAUGAGGCAGAAAGCACUGCAAUGGCCUGUGGUGGUAACAGUAGCAGCGGUGGGGGUGAAGCGGGGGAACCAGCUGUCUCAAACCAAAGCAUUUCCAAAUCUCCUUUAUUAAUGCCUAGUAGCACUCUCCAGCCUUCUCCCUGCACCUCUGCAGUCAGUUCCACACUUAACAGCAAAGCCCUUGCUUCCAUUUCCUCCUCUGUCAAGGAAGAGGGUUCAACUGCAGAUGGUGGAGGGAGGACCUCAGAGCUCCCUCUGAGCUUUAACUGCCAGGGACCUACUGUUCCCAUGGCACUGGUGACAGCUGCCGUCAGAAGGAGCGAGGAUGAAACUUCUGGCACUUCCUCCUCGCCUCUGUCCACCAAUGCUGCUCCUGAUGAAAGUGCCAAUCGAGAUAGUGCCACAGCUCCAGAACCAAAUGAUUGCCCUGCAGAGGGAGAGGAGGAAAAUGGAGCCCUUCUGCAUCAUCACCACGUGCACCACCAUCAUCAUCACCUCCACCCUUCAUCUCAUGGCCACUCGCACCCCCUCCCAGGGGGUUCCUGUGACAUAACAGGAAUGGGUGAGUGUUCACAGAACCAUGGGCCCAGUGGCAGUGGAGUUAGUGGGGUCGAAUGCCCUAAAUGUGACACUGUUCUGGGUUCCUCACGUUCUUUGGGUGGUCACAUGACCAUGAUGCAUUCACGCAAUUCAUGCAAGACACUCAAGUGUCCCAAAUGCAACUGGCAUUACAAGUACCAGCAGACUCUGGAGGCCCACAUGAAAGAGAAGCACCCAGACUCUGGAGGCUCUUGCGUAUACUGCAGCAGUGGUCAGAGCCACCCUCGUCUGGCUCGUGGAGAAAGCUAUACCUGUGGAUACAAGCCCUUCCGGUGUGAGGUGUGUAACUACUCCACCACCACAAAGGGGAACUUAAGCAUCCACAUGCAAUCAGACAAGCACCUGAACAAUAUGCAGACACUGCAGAAUGGAGGCUCCAUUGGGUCUGCACAGGACCAGGUGUUUGGACAUACACCAGGAGGAGUGGUGGCUGUCCCGUCAGUCACCCAGGCCAGUAGCCAUCACCCUCCCCACCACCAUCCUUCACAAUCCUCCACUCACAUGUCCGGACCUUGUGGGGUCCCCUCCCCAACCAAGCCGAAGAGCAAACCUUCUUGGAGGUGUGAGGUGUGUGACUACGAGACCAAUGUGGCGCGGAACCUUCGUAUUCACAUGACUAGUGAAAAGCACAUGCACAACAUGAUGCUGCUCCAGCAGAAUGUGACUCAGAUGCAGCACGGGCGACUUGGCUUGGGUGCUAUGCCUUCGCCCUCUGAGGCUGAGCUCUACCAGUAUUACCUGACGCAGAACAUGAGCCUUCCACCAAGCCUCAAGAUAGACCCAGCUGGAGCUGAGGCCCAGUUCCUGAUGGGGAGCUUUCACCUAGAUCCGAACAUGGCUGCCUUGGCUCCUGCACUUGUAGGUGGGGAAAUCCCUAUGGAUGUGCGGCUAGGUGGUGGGCAGUUGGUGUCCGAAGAACUGAUGACCCUGGGAGAAAGUUUAUCGCAGACUAUAGAUCCCUCUCUCAAGCUCUUUCAGUGCGCUGUGUGCAACCGCUUCACCACUGAUAACCUGGAUGUGCUUGGCAUGCAUAUGGGAGCUGAACGGAGCCUGCCGGAGGAGGAGUGGCGUGCCGUUGUCGGAGACUCGCAUCAGUGCAAGUUGUGCCACUACACUACUCAGCUCAAGGCCAACUUCCAGCUGCACUGCAAAACAGACAAGCAUGUGCAAAAGUACCAGCUUGUGGCCCACAUCAAAGAAGGGGGCAAAGGCAACGAAUGGCGCCUGAAAUGUGUGGCCAUAGGCAAUCCGGUGCACCUAAAGUGCAAUGCCUGCGACUACUACACUAAUAGCCUGGAGAAGCUGAGGAUGCACACUGUCAAUUCCCGCCAUGAGGCUAGCCUUAAACUGUACAAGCACCUGCAGCAGCACGAAAACGCGGUGGAGGGUGAUGCCUGCUACUACCAUUGUGUGCUGUGCAACUACUCGACCAAGGCCAAGCUCAACCUGAUCCAGCAUGUGCGCUCUAUGAAGCACCAACGCAGUGAGAGCCUCAGGAAGCUUCAGCGCUUGCAGAAGGGCCUGCCAGAGGAGGAGGAGGACCUCAGCUCCAUCUUUACCAUCCGCAAAUGCCCUUCUUCAGAUACAGGAGAGCUGAGCGAGGAUGUGGAGGCUGCUAGUGAGACCACCACAGACCAGGAGGACCAAACCAAAGACAGAGAAAGUGGGGGGGAGAAGGAGCUCACCAAAGGGACAGCUUUGUCCGGCCACUUGGAACGGCACCAGUCAGGUUCCCCAAUUCCUUCCAAAAGGCCCUCUUCACGGUCAGAGGCCUCAGAAAGCCCACUCUCCUCGAAACGACCCAGGACAGCUGAGAAGGGUGCUGCGGAGCAGAUGUACCAGUGCCCGUACUGCAAGUUUACCAACACGGAUCUGAAUCGCCUCAGAAUGCACGUGAUGACACAGCACUCUGUCCAGCCCAUGUUACGUUGCCCGUUGUGCCAGGACAUGCUCAACAACAAGAUCCACCUGCAGUUUCACCUCACACAUCUCCACAGCGUGGCACCCGAUUGCGUUGAUAAGCUCAUUGCCACAGUGACAACAACUGAAGCACUACCAGCAAGCAUGUUCAUACCUGUGCCGAGUCCAGACAGAGAGCCGCAGAGCACCCCUCAUGCUACAUCCAACUCUAACGCUGAAGAUACAAAGAAGCAAGCUGAUGCAUCAGAUGCUGAUCCAGAAAAAGGGGUGUCACUCCCUACUGAAAUAGCUGAAGCUCGCAAGUCACCUCUGGAAGAUCAACAAUCAGAACGGGAGGAUGCCACAGGAUUCCUGUGCUGGAAGAAAGGCUGUAAUCAAUUGUUCAAGACCUCUAACUCCCUACAAAUGCACUUCAAUGAGGUUCACAACAAAAGGCACCAGUUGCCUGUUUCAGAUCGGCAUGUCUACAAGUACCGCUGCAACCAGUGUAGUCUGGCCUUCAAGACUGUGGAGAAAUUACAACUCCAUUCACAAUAUCAUGUGAUCAGGGCAGCCACCAUGUGCUGUCUUUGCCAGCGAAGCUUCAGAACACUACAGGCGCUGAAGAAGCAUUUAGAAACCAGCCACCUGGAACUGAGUGAAGCUGACAUCCAGCAGCUGUAUGGGGGAUUAUUGAUGAAUGGUGACAUUAUGGCAAUGGGUGAUCCAAGCCUUGGUGAAGAACAUGGAAGUCUGGGAGAGGAUGACAAAGAUGGAGAUGAAAGUGAUCCAGAGGAAAAACAAAGCCCGACAGGCAGUGACUCUGGCUCACUGCAGGAAGAUUCUGGAUCUGAACCUAAACGUGCAUUGCCAUUCAGAAAGGGCCCAAACUUUACGAUGGAGAAAUUCCUGGAUCCAUCUCGUCCUUUUAAAUGCACUGUAUGCAAAGAGUCUUUUACACAGAAGAACAUCCUUCUGGUUCAUUACAACUCUGUCUCCCACCUACACAAGGUGAAGAGGGCUCUUCAGGAGUCUACUACUGGUCAACCUGAGCCUACCAGCAGCCCUGACAACAAGCCAUUCAAGUGCAGCACUUGUAAUGUGGCAUAUAGCCAGAGUUCAACUUUGGAAAUCCACAUGCGCUCUGUUCUACACCAGACCAAAGCUAGGGCAGCCAAACUUGAGGCAGCAGGGGGAAUCACUAGCUCUGCAAGCGCAACUGGUUUAAGCAGUGGAGGAUCCGGCAUGAGCACAUCAACAUCAAGUCCAAGCCCAGCCAGCAACUCAAACACUAGCUCCACCAACCACAGCUCUUCUGGGAGUCAGGCAGCCCAGAAUAUUCUAGGAGGAAACCACACAAGCCAGACUCACAACACUGAAAACCAGGGGAAUUCCUCGGUGAGCUGCCACUCCUCACCAUCUGAGAACCACGAAGUGAAAAAGUCCAAAUUUUCAGACAUUCUCUCUGCAAGGGGGCAACAGCAACAGCAACAGCUUCAGCAGCAACAGCAAUUGGCUCAGGCUCAAGCCCAAGCUCAAGCACAGCUUCAACAAGAGCUCCAGCAGCAAGCUGCUCUUCUACAGUCGCAGCUGUUCAACCCAGCACUUCUGCAGCACUUCCCAAUGACAACUGAUGCACUUCUGCCUCUGCAGCAGCAGCAGUUGCUGUUUCCUUUCUACAUCCCUGGAGCAGAAUUUCAGCUAAAUCCUGAGAUCAGCAUCAGCAGCUCAGCACUUGGCUUAGCUGGAUCCCCCAGCUCUUUGCUUGAAGAUCUUAAAAACUCAGCCCAACAGAGUUGCUUGCAGCAGCAAUUGAUGCACCACCACCUUCAGCAGCAACAGCAGCAGCAACAACAGCAACAACAGCAGCAGCAACAGCAGCAGCAGCAACAACAAUCACACUUGCAGGUUCAGAGCCAAAUGGCGUUGCUGCAACAGAGUGCAUCACUCCUCCAACAAGCUGAAUUAAAGCAGAAACCUCCCUCCUCUCAGAAUGACAAGGACAGAGAAAUACAAAGGGAGAGGCAUGCAAGCGAAAAAAAUGAGGACUAUGUAAAUAAGGAUUCUGCAGACAGCAGGCCAAAAGAAAGGGAGAGUCAGCAUAUUUCAAUAAACAUAAACCAUGAUACUGGCUUGCCUCCACCAAGGAUUGCUUCAGAUGCUCGAGGAAAUGCAACUAAAGCCCUGCUGGAAAAUUUUGGGUUUGAGUUAGUAAUUCAGUACAAUGAAAAUAAACAGAAAGCUCAGAAAAAGACAGCUGGACCUACUGGAUCAAGUGGUCCAGGUGGAAUAACAAGAGUCAUAGAUCCCAUUGGGGGAUUGGAGAAGCUGGAAUGUGAAGCCUGUGGCAAGCUGUUUUCAAACAUACUGAUUCUGAAGAGUCACCAGGAGCAUAUCCACCAGGCUUUCUUUCCAUUCCGAUCCCUUGAGAGGUUUGCCAAGGAAUACAGAGAACAUUAUGAUAAGCUCUACCCACUGAGACCGCCUACACCAGAGGCUGCUCCAGCUCCACCACCUCCCCCUCCUCCACCCCCACCUCCUCCUCCACCCCAAAGAGCUCCCACCCCAAAUAUACCUGUGUCUAAUGCCUCACUCACACCUCCAACCGUGCCACCUCCACAGGCACCAGUUCCAAUGACACAAAUACCCAUGCCAAUGGAUUUGCCGCUCUUCUCCCCACUUAUGAUGCAGCCCAUGUCUCUUCAGUCCCUGCCUACUCAGUUGCCUCCCCAGUUGCCGUCUGUUGAGCCAAGCCUGGCCUCAGACCUGGCCCAACUCUACCAACAGCAACUGACACCAGCCAUGCUGCAGCAGAACAAGAGACCACGGACACGCAUCACCGACGACCAGCUUAGGGUCCUACGACAGUACUUUGAUAUCAACAAUUCACCAAAUGAGGACCAGAUCAAAGAGAUGGCAGACAAGUCAGGGCUUCCACAAAAAGUGAUAAAGCACUGGUUCAGAAACACCCUUUUCAAAGAAAGGCAGCGCAAUAAAGACUCGCCUUACAAUUUCAACAAUCCACCAACAACAACUCUGGAAGACACUAAAAUUGAUUCCAAACCUCCUUCUCCUGAACCUCAGAAACACGAAUACUAUGGAAGCAAGAGAUCAUCCAGGACUAGGUUUACUGACUACCAGCUAAGAGUUCUGCAAGAUUUCUUUGAUGCCAAUGCUUAUCCUAAAGAUGAUGAAUUUGAACAGCUCUCAAACCUUUUGAGCCUCCCCACCCGUGUUAUUGUUGUGUGGUUCCAAAAUGCACGUCAGAAAGCAAGGAAGAAUUAUGAAAAUCAAGGUGAUGGAGGGAAAGAUGGUGAAAGAAGAGAACUGUCAAACGACCGAUACAUUCGCACAUCUAACCUGAACUACCAGUGCAAGAAAUGUAGUCUCGUUUUCCAGCGUAUAUUUGAUCUAAUAAAACACCAAAAGAAGCUGUGUUACAAAGAUGAAGAUGAGGAUGGACAGUAUGACAGCCAAAAUGAGGAUUCAAUGGAUUUUUCCCAUGAAUGUUACACUCCCUCUGGGUCUUCCUGUCACACCCCAAUGCCCUCCUCUUCGAGUCUCUGCCCACUUCCACCCACGACUUCAGCAUUCUCACACCUCCCUUCCACCGAGAAAGAGGAGGCAUCACCAGCAACCACCUCAAACCUCUAUGAUGAGAAGCCCAAGCAGUUACCAGAAAUAACCGCUGAUCCGCGAGAAAACCAAACCUCCAUUAAGCAGGAAAUUGUGCACCAACCUCAAUCUGAGGUACAACACCAGAGACCACAGAGAGAAGACAAGAUCCAAAAUGUUUCUAAGCCCUCCAAGCAUUCAACUCCUUCCUUUUCUCAGCAGCAACAGCAGAGUGGUCUGUCAGCCUCACAGACAAGCCAGCCUUCAUCACAAAGCUCUCACAUGGGCCUCAAUCCACACUUGACCUCUGCCACACAACAACUGGCACAGCAGAUGAUCCCAUACCAGUGUGAGCAGUGCAAAAUUGGCUUCCCCUCCUUUGAGCACUGGCAGGAACACCAGCAAUUACACUUCCUUUCUGUGCAAAAUCAAUUCAUCCACCCGCAGUUCCUCGACCGUCCAAUUGACAUGUCUUUCAUGCUUUUUGAUCCUAGCAAUCCUCUCCUGGCAACCCAGCUAAUCUCUGGGAUGCCACAAAUUCCAAGCAGCUCUGCCACCUCUCCGUCCACCCCAACCUCCACUAUGAACUCCCUGAAAAGGAAGUUAGAGGAGAAAGCUAGCACUAGUCCAGGAGAAAACGAUAGCACAAAUAGUGGAGAAGAGCCACAGCGAGACAAGAGGCUUAGAACCACCAUCACGCCUGAACAGCUAGAGAUCUUAUAUCAGAAGUAUUUAUUAGAUUCUAAUCCUACGCGUAAAAUGCUUGACCACAUUGCUGUUGAGGUGGGUUUGAAAAAGAGAGUUGUGCAAGUGUGGUUCCAGAAUACCAGAGCCAGAGAGAGAAAAGGCCAGUUUAGAGCUGUUGGGCCAGCCCAAGCUCAUCGUAGGUGUCCUUUUUGUCGAGCUCUUUUUAAAGCAAAGACUGCCCUUGAAGCACACAUUCGCUCUCGUCACUGGCAUGAAGCCAAACGUGCUGGAUAUAAUUUAACUCUCAGCGGUAUGUUACCUGAGCAGGAGAACAUGCAAAUAAAAAUGGAUGCUCUUGAUACAUCAGGUUACUCCCAGCUACCCCCUACUACAAACAGUGAUGGACAAAGCUCCUCCAUGUCACCCAUGAACAAAGGCUUGGACUUGUCUCCAAGGGGUCUACUGAGCCCUUCGUCCAUCAAAGUUGAAGGAAUGGAAGACUUUGAGAGUGCCACAAUGUCCUCUAUGAACCUGAACUUUGAUCAGAGCAAACUCGAUAAUGAUGACUGCUCUUCUGUGAAUACAGCCAUUACAGACACAACCACAGGUGAUGAGGCUAAUGCUGAUAAUGACAGUGCUGAUGCAAAGCACAGCCAAAAUAGUGGCGAUUACCUGUCUAAGUCUGGGGGCACAGCUCCCAUCCUUGAAAAUGAUGACCAGAUGUCCUCGGGACUAGUGAGCCCUGCAACAAGCUAUUAUGCUAAGGACUAUGAAAAUGAAAAUAUGAUUGACCACAGUGAGACGUCCAGUCUGGCUGACCCCUGCUCACCAAGUCCUGGAGCCUCUGGUAGCAGGAGCCUUGAAGGUGGAGAUAGACCUGGCCAAAAGCGCUUCCGAACCCAGAUGACUAACCUCCAGCUGAAAGUGUUAAAAUCCUGUUUUAACGACUACAGGACACCUACCAUGCUGGAAUGCGAGGUACUUGGCAAUGAUAUUGGACUUCCAAAGAGAGUGGUUCAGGUGUGGUUUCAAAAUGCUCGCGCGAAGGAGAAAAAGGCAAAGCUCAAUAUGGCCAAGCACUUCGGAAUAAAUCAGACGUCUUACGAGGGGCCGAAGACUGAGUGCACUUUGUGUGGUGUUAAAUAUAGCGCUCGCCUUUCUGUUCGCGAUCACAUUUUCUCCCAGCAACACAUCUCUAAGGUGAAGGAUACUAUUGGCAGCCAGAUCGAUAAAGAGAAAGAGUACUUUGACCCAGCUACUGUCCGCCAACUUAUGGCCCAGCAAGAAAUGGACCGCAUUAAGAAGGCCAAUGAAGUUUUAGGAUUGGCGCAGCAACAGGCCAUGCAGCAGCAGGGGAUGUUUGAUAACCCUGCAAUGCAGGCUUUAAAUCUCCAGUCGGCCUAUCCAAACCUGCAAGGUAUCCCACCUGUCCUUUUACCAGGGGUUGGCAGCCCCUCUCUUCCCAGCUUUAACUCAUCUAAUUCAGCUUUAACUCCUCCAAAACCUUCAAACCUCCUGAACAUGCCUGGUGCCAGUGUUCCCUCACCUAGCCUCCCCACGUCUGGAUUGCCCAACAAGCCUCCCUCCUCAUCGUCUCUCACCGCAUCCAGCCCAGCCCAGACCAACACGUCUACUUCCCACUCAAACUCCACCUCCAAUUCCACGUCCUCAACCAGUCAGUCGCGACCUGAACCCCCCAAAGAACGAGAUGCUGAGAGAGUAAAAGAGAAGGAGAAGGCCAAGGAAAAGACAGAGAAGCCCUCAACUCCAUCAUCAACUGGAAGCACCCCCGCCCCUUCCACUUCUGCUGCCAGCGCCAAAAAGGAGAAACCUGAAACAGCUGUUCCUGCCACUUCUAUGCCCACACCUGGAAUGGAGUAUGUGGUAGAUCCUGCCCAGCUUCAGGCCCUCCAGGCUGCUUUGGCAUCAGAUCCCACAGCUCUCCUCACAAACCAGUUUCUACCCUACUUCAUGCCUGGCUUUUCCCCAUAUUAUACCCCUCAGAUUCCUGGGGCUCUACAAGGGGGCUACCUGCAACCAAUGUAUGGUAUGGAAAGUCUCUUCCCUUACAACCCAGCAUUGUCACAAGCACUGAUGGGCCUGUCUCCAGGGUCCCUACUGCAGCAUUACCAGCAAUAUCAGCAGAGCUUGCAGGAGGCACUACAGCAGCAGCAGCGGCAGCUUCAGCAGAUCCAGCAACCCAAGGCGAGCCAAACUUCAGUUCCCCCUCAAACCUUGGGGGAUCGCAAAGAUUCUGCCAAAGAUCCAGCGAAAUCAGAGGAGCAAAAGGGCAAUCCACAAAGUGAACCUCCCACUUCCUCCUCGUCCUCUUCCUCCUCGUCCUCCUCCUCCUCUUCUCAUACUACAGUACCCUCCGAGCAGAAUGAGAUGGAUGGCAAACCUGUGGACACCCAUCUAGACCAGUAUAUCGUCCCCAAGGUGCAGUAUAAACUGGCAUGCCGCAAGUGUCAAGCUGUUUUCACCAAGGAAGAAGCGGCUAUUACCCACCUUAAAUCGAACUGCUUUUUCGGUCAGUCUGUGGCAAACCUGCAAGAGAUGUUGCUGCGUGUCCCCGGUGGCGUAGGUGUAGGGGCUGGAAGUCUCUAUGACUGCCUGGCUUGUGACACUACGUUGGAUGGGGAGAAAGCACUCAGUCAACACCUGGAAUCGGCAUUGCACAAACACAGAACAAUCAAGAGAUCGGUCAGAAAUGCCAAAGAGCACGCUACUAGUUUAUUACCUCACUCUUCAGCCUGCUUCCCCAAUCCUAACACCGCAUCUACCUCGCAGUCUGCCACUCAUCCCAUCAGCAGCCCUCCUCCCCCGCCAACAACAUCAGCCACCAUGCCAUCUUCUGCUGUCUCCUCAUCUUUGUGCUCCUCCUCUACUACCCAACUCAACACCACAGCUGCCGGAAAACCCUGGCCCCAGGCCCCUUUCCCCAGAGCUUUAGCUGGGAAGCCCAAUGCUAGUCCCUCCUCUUCUUCCUCCUCUUUUCCUCCAGUGUCCUCACCUUCAACGGUUACCUCAAGUUCAUUGAGCACCUCAGGAGUUCAGACCUCGAUACCAACAGACGUCUUUACCGACGAGUCUGACUCUGACAGCAGUCAGAAGUCAGCAAACAGGCUGGGCAGGACGGCGGAGGAGCCGCAGCAGCCUGGCUUUGUCAAAGACAGUAAUAGUUGUAGUAGUAAUCUUGCUAGUGUAGGAACAGACUCCAUCAGAUUGUAAAAGAGCUUUCAGUGAUGGACGAUAUUUAAAAAAAACUCCCUAAAAGACAAAAAAAAAAAAAUCCAAAAAUUAAAAAAACCCAUAAAAAGCAGCAAUGUUAAAAAUACAUUAAAAGUAUACAAACCAAUUUCAGAAAAAGAUGUGUAAAGACUAACUGCAAUUCCAAAGCUUGUAACCAAAAAUUUAAAUGUUAGUGGAUUGUUUUCCCAUAUCAACAUGCUGGUUUUCAUUUUUGUAUUUCUUUGUUUUUCUUUUGUUUUUGUUUUAACUCAACCGAAACGCACCGAUCAGCCACAACAUUAAAACCACCUGCAUUAAAUUGUGUAUGCCCCAUUGUGCCAGCAAAAUAGUUUAUGACCCAUCAGGGCACGGACACUUGACCCUUCGGUGUGUCCCGUGGUUUCUGGUAGUGGGAUGUCGGCUGCAGACUGGGAUUGCGUUGAGGUCGGGGGAGGUUGAAGGCCAGGUUAACGCCUUAGGUUCUUUGUCGUGUUCCUUAAUCCUGCUGUGCGGUUGGUCAAAAUACCAUCCGCAUGAAUGCCAAGGUUUCCCAGCAUCACACUGUAACGAGGUGAACAAUUUCUUUUUUUUAAAUCAGCUGUCAGUGUUUUUAAUGUCGUGGCUAAUCUGUGUACAGGCAUACUAAUAUGUGAGAACAGAAAAAGAUCGCUGCAGUUACGUUUUGGGUAAUGGUGGAGGAAUGCUGUACUGUAUGGCAAUGGACUGCCUCAAAGUUGACAGAUGGCCCAAGAACCCUUUUGAAGAAAUGCAAGUCAACGAGCUGUCCCUUUGUUUUGUAAUAAUUUCUACUUAAUAGCACAGCCACAAAAAGCCAGUAUGUACUGUAUGGGAGAAUAGUCUAUCAGUUUUCUUGCUAUUUAAGCAUUCAGAUACCAAUGGCUUGCAAAAGUGAAAGAAUAAUGUAAUGUCUAUUUUAUUCUCAGGUCAACAGCUCACAGAUGUUUUUCUGUUACAGAAAUUCAUGUUUUCACCUUGUGUUUCCAACAGGAGAUGAGCAUUAUUAUUGUUUUCUUUCUGAACUUGAUUUACUAAUAGAAAGUUUAGGUUGAAUUAAAUUUUGAUAAGGCAUUGUUUCUGGGCAUUCAAAUAGGGUCAAACGAUUUGCUGAUUUCAAUAUCAGAAAUCCUUUCAAAGUGGGGAAGUUACAGUCCCGAUGAUCCCAUACAAGGAAAGCAUUGCAGACGUGAUAACGGGCGAUGAAUAGUUUUAAUUAAAAAAGAAAAAAGAAAAAAAAGAAUCAGCCUUCUGUAUUUAUGAUAGAUACAAGCAUUUUUGGUGUUAAGUAGAAUGUUGCAUUGGAAACGAAUUUAAACAGUAUGGUAGGUUGGAGGAAAAAAAAACCUUUAUGUACAUUUAGCUUUUGUAUUGUCCAAUUUUAUGACACUUCAUUUGAUGUUGUCUUGGUCAUUCCGAUAGUCUAGAUUAUGGACAGGUAAUUUAUCGAAACUUUAUUUCUGUCUUAUUCUUAACUUCUUGGGAAACAUGAACCCAAAUGCCCCUCCUGACAAGGCAGGAUCCUCUUUUAGCAUUAUUUAAAUUUUAUGAUUUGGUUGGUAUUGCUCUAACCAAAAUGAAAAAGAUAAUGGGUGAAAUAUUGAAAGUUUUAUUUAAUUUAAUUUUUGUGUUACCUUUGUGCACUUAUCACUGUCUGACUCCUAUUUUUCACUCUUCGUUUUCCUCUCUCGGCACUUAUUUUUCUCUCUCGCUCUCCUGUGUUUGUAGAUAUGUAUACAAAGCAGGUCUUUUGUUCUUCAUGUAGUGUGGCUACGGUCUUUUUUUUUUUUUUUUUUUCCCUUUUUUUUUGUCAUAAGUGAAAAUGAAAAAAGAAUACUAAUAAUAAUUCUCACGCUUUAAGACAAAAAGAAAAUCCAAAGACUAAACACUUUCACCAUUGGUGCAUAAAGAUGAGAAAAGAGGGUUCUUUAUACUUGAGAAUUUGUUGCUGUUUUUAGAGGAAAGAAACAAAGUUUUAAAAGAUAAAGGAGUACGCAUCAGAGUUGCCGAUUUUGCUUCUUUGCAAGCAAACAGGUGGCUUUUUUACGUAAAUACCAAAAACCAAAAAGGGCCCUUGUCCUUGCAUUGUGGAGUAGCACCGUUACAGAGCCAUUGCAGUUUGUAAGAUAGAGGUUAUUAAUCUUUGUUUGACUUUUGUCACAUUCAAAUGUCAAUUUUUUUAAGAAAAUGUAUAAGGUCUGGUCUUCAAGGACAUACGUUUUGCUGCUAAUGUAGAAUUUUGAGGAAAAAAAAAAAAGAGUACCUAGAUGCAUGCUCAUUUUGCUUUUGGCUAAGCUUUAAAACAAACAAUAAACCAAUUUCUUGCCUCUGCAACACCUUUUUUUUUUUUCUUGUUGCAAAAACGGAACUUUGAAGACUGUGAAUAUAUGUUCCAAAGGACAUUUUGCCGAUUUUCUUUUUUUUUGAAUAGACCAAUGUUUAAAGCCAAUGAUCUAUAACGUUUGUAAAGAACAGUGCAUUCCAAAUAUCACAAUGGAUUUUUCUUAAGCAAGGACUGAUCCUGUUUCAUUUGAUUGCUUUUAAUUGUCACAAUCUAUUUUUUCCUCAUUUUUGAAGUGACUGUAAACUGUUGUGUACAUUUUUUGCAUCAUUGGUUGCUGAAGAAAGCGACCCCCAUAUGUCAUUUUGUGCUGGCAUGGAACGUUGCUGAAAAUCCCUCCAUCCAGUCAAGGUUGUUGCUCACUUGUUAAGCAAGUAAUAGUGGUUACCAAAAAAUGUAUAUAAUACAUCUGGUACUGAUGCGUCUCAUAGGUUUAGUAACAUUUAUACCAGUCGACCUACAACUAGUCUCAGAGGGGAAUAACGGCCGUUUUGCUGAGGUGCUGUCGCUCAGUCACUUGUUGCAUGUGUCUGCAGGGUGCCACUUCCACACAUAGAUUACAGGUAGAGACAUCUUCAUUCCAAAGCAUUAUGUCUGGAAAAAGUAGGAGGUUAUUUUUGAAGAUGUCUCUUGUUUUCAAAUUGUUAGGAUGCUUUCAUGUCCAAAGAAGUCACUUACUUCGUUUUGUUGCAAUGGAAAUGGAUGUGCAUAGGUACCACGCCCUUCUCCCUUAUGAUAUCAUCAUUUUAAUUUGUCUUUUUUUUUUUUUAAACCAAAACCAAGACAUAUUUAAAUUUGUGGAGAACUACUUUUUUGGCCACUAUUGUAUAGUCAAUAUAUUUUGCCCUAAUGACUAAAAAGGCACAAUCUCAAAGGUGUUUAAAAAUGCUACAUCUUGUAGAGAAAUGGUAUUUGGUGUUAAUACUACAGCAUGCUGUUGAAAGUCAGUAGAUCUGGUCUGCAAGCUUGCUACGUCUCAAGUCCAGUUCCCUGAAAUACUGUUCACUUGUGCUUUCUUGUGUUGAAAAAAACCCCCAAUCCUUAAGUUGUACAGUUUUUCCUCAAAAUAUGUUUGCUUUAUUUUAUUUUUUAGAUAAUGUCAGACAUGUAUUAUUUUCUUAGAAGUAUUUUAUUUUAUUUUCCGUGUAUUACUUUUUAUCAUAAAUUAACACUAGCUUUAAAUUGAAUUGCUGAAAUUGAGAGACAAAAACGAAAAUUAUGACCUGGCCACUUUAUAUUCAUUGUCUCAAUGAUACUUUUUGCUUUUUUUUUUUUCCAAAGUGUAAUCUCUUGGGCUCUUUUGUGGAAGACACAGUUGAGGUCUUCACAUUAGAUUCAGCCAGCAUGUACUCUGUAUGGGUUUGUGUGUUUAUGUAAGUGUGCGUUGUACGUUUGUGCGCGUGUAUGUGCGUGCGUGUCAUAAGAGCCAGCAUCAAUUCAAUUUUUUUUUCUUCUUUGCCUUUAAUUAUUAUUAUUUUUUGGUUAUAUGUUACUCACCAAAACAAGCUGAACCACGAAGCUGGAUUGUGAAUAACUGAAAUUCAGAAAAUCAAAUUUAAAAGAUAACGAUUGGAAAUGAGAACGAUGAUACCGAAGCACUGAGCAGUUUUUACUUUGAUUGAAUAUAUGAAUGUGGCCAAAGCUUUAUGCAGUUGAAACACAAAGGAAAAAAAAAACGUGCCCCGGAUAAGUGUAUAUUUUAUUGCGGCACACAAUGCUAUUGUGGAUACAGGGAUCCACCUCCUUACAUUUGGGAUACUUGAUUUUAAUGGACAAUUACAAGAGAGGGAUAAAGACAAGGUCUUGCUGUAGAGGUCAUCUUUUGCCCACUGUGAAAACGAAAGUGUACCUGUAUACAGAUAUAGAUAUAUUUAAAACCAAGACAUCAACUGUUUGUUUCCUUUUAUUUGUUUGUUUGUUUUUUGAGAUGAAGAAGGAAUAAAAAGAAAUGAUAAAGGACUCUGGGAAGCUUUGGAGAUCUUGUUAGGAGGACAAGAGAGGCUCUGGGCACACAAAACUGGGCAUGGGAGCCAAAGCCAGGCUCAAAACAGCUUUAAAAACCACCUCCUUAUUUGAUUACUGACAACUCUGUAAUGCGAAUGGACUCUGGAACCAAUGGACGUGUGUCAUACACAGAGGAAAGUCUUUAGAGGAAACUGAACUUAAGUGGCUCCAGCUGCCUCUUUCUCCUUUCUGUCUGUCCUUUAUUUCUCCAGCUCUGCCUCCGCUUCUGCUCUUUGAUGGACAUUUUCCAAAUUUCAGGACAGGAUGGACAGAGAUGCUUGCUUCAUAUCUUCCAGUUCAUGUUGCUACCCGUUUCAUUUCCUCGUGCUUGUCUGCAGUUGACAAGUAAAGCUCUCCAGUCAAAUGGCGGCUCACCCCUCUCUCUGUUGGUUACAUUAUCUAAACAGAGAAAUUAACAACACAGAGAGGGGAUGGGUUCUCAAAGCUGUCAUUCUUAAAGAGGCAGUUACACUAAGAAAAAGAAAAAAAAAAAAAAAGCAUAUUAACCAAAAUUAACAACCAAACUAACAACCAAACAACCAUUUGCUCCAACUUCAAAGAUGAACUGUUACUUGGAGCUCUCUGUUCCUUUUGUGACUUCUGGUGCCACAAUGUUUUUUUAUCCUUUUAUUUUUUUUUAUUUUUUGUUUGUUUUUUUCUUUUUGUUUCCUUGAAUUACUCCUCCUUCGAGCCUCAUAAGCAUGGCUCUGUGGCUCCAGGCAGCCCAUCUGAGGGUAGAAAAAAACAGCCUUGCAAUGUACAAAAAAGAGCAAGUUAAACCAAAAAUGUUGUUCUUGAUGUCUUUUCUAUACUGUAGUCUUGUUAGCUUUUUUGUUACUGUAAUUAUAUGAAGAUUUCCAAACUGUACCAAAUUACAUGGAAACUAACAUACAUACAACCACAUGGAACUUCAGACUUUUAAAGAAACUUUUGUCACAAAAACUUGUUGUCCUAGUUAAGUUGAUUGUAGAUGGUAAUUGAAUAUACUCCUUUGAAAAUAUUUCAUCAAGUAUGUUUCUUGCUCAUUGUGAUACAUUAAAAAAGUAUGAGCAUAAAAA
Molecule: messenger RNA, 30544 nt
Organism: Haplochromis burtoni (Burton's mouthbrooder)
Lineage: Eukaryota; Metazoa; Chordata; Actinopteri; Cichliformes; Cichlidae
Gene: zfhx3b
Product: zinc finger homeobox 3
Exons: 11
Coding region: 13475-25126 (3883 amino acids)
Biological process (GO): regulation of transcription by RNA polymerase II; brain development; regulation of neuron differentiation
Cellular component (GO): nucleus
Molecular function (GO): RNA polymerase II cis-regulatory region sequence-specific DNA binding; DNA-binding transcription factor activity, RNA polymerase II-specific; zinc ion binding
Source: RefSeq, a predicted model, not a curated record